This is a messenger RNA of Medicago truncatula (barrel medic), 1851 nucleotides long. RefSeq names its product protein ROH1. Bases 310 to 1527 code for a protein of 405 amino acids. NCBI's taxonomy places the organism in Eukaryota, Viridiplantae, Streptophyta, Magnoliopsida, Fabales, Fabaceae. The transcript has a single exon. The record is from RefSeq and is a predicted model, not a curated record.
CCAACCACCAUAAAACGCGGUCCAAUUGUCCCCAAUAUAACCCAUCACCUUCCUCUAGGGUUCCAUGCCUCAUUUCUUCCCGCAUCUCUUUCUUCUUCUCUCUUUUUCUUUCUCACCCUUUUCAUUUUUUUGAUUCCUCUUUCUUUUGUUUUCUUUAAUUUCAACCAAAAAAUAAAAUUUGUUUUUUAGGUCAAAAAUUCAAUUUUUGAGAAAAGGGUCAUUGAAAAAUUUGUGAAAUUCAGCAUUUUGAAAUCUGGGUAUUGUAAUUGAAGGUGGAAAGUUUCAAAAUUUGUGAAAUUUUAUGUGAGAAUGCCCGCUACGGACUAUCAAGGUUCGUCUCCUUCAUCGUUAACAAAUUUUGGCCGUUCAAUUCUAAGCUUUCGUCGUGAACAGAUUCAUUCAAUGGAAGGUUCAACCUUGGAGAUUGAGCUUGAUUCAUUUCAACAACAUGUUACUGAUCGUUUUGUUGAUCUUUCAUCUGUUCCUCAUGAUGAAUUGCUUUCACUCAAAUGGGUUGGGAAGAUGCUUGAUUGCUUCCUCAUUUGUCAAGAGGAGUUUAAAGCCAUUCUUCAUACUCACAAAGGCCAGGUUGUGAGACCACCUUUGGAUCGAAUGGUUUCGGAGUAUUUUGAAAGGAGUGUGAAGGCUUUGGAUGUCUGUAACGCCAUUCGUGACGGCGUUGAACAGAUUCGUGUUUGGCAGAAACUGUUGGAGAUUGUUCUUUAUGCAUUGGAUCAUCAGAGGAGUAUUGGUGAAGGACAAUUUCGUAGAGCGAAGAAAGCUCUAAUUGAUUUGUCAAUCAGUAUGCUUGAUGAUGGUAAGGAAUCCAAUGCUUCUGUUGCACACAGGAAUCGAUCUUUUGGCCGCAGCAAUGGUGGUAGAGAUAGAGAUCACCAUCAACAUGGCAACAGUCAUAGCAAUAACAAUAUUAACACCUAUCAGCAUCGGUCUAUGGGGCAAUUUAGAUCACUUUCGUGGAGUGUUUCUCGUACUUGGUCUGCUGCUAGACAGCUCCAAGCAAUUGGGAACAACAUUAAUCCUCCAAGAGCAAAUGAUCUUAUGGCAACUAAUGGUCUUGCAAUGUCGGUGUAUACCAUGAAUUCGGUAUUGUUGUUUGUUAUGUGGGCUCUUGUGGCUGCAAUUCCAUGCCAAGACCGUGGAUUGAAUGUGCAUUUCAGCAUUCCAAGGAGUUACACUUGGGCUAUUCCUUUGCUCUUACUUCAUGAGAGGAUCAUGGAGGAGUCCAAGAAGCGUGACAGGAAGAAUGCUUGUGGCUUGCUUAGAGAGAUUCAACAGAUUGAGAAAUGUGUCAGGGUGAUGAGUGAUUUGGUUGAUUCAGCGCACUUUCCAUUAACCGAGGAGAAGGAAGGUGAAGUUAGACAGAAAGUUCAUGAGGUUUCAAAAGUUUGUGAUGCUUUGAAGGAUGGGCUUGAUCCUUUGGAGCGACAAGUAAGGGAAGUUUUUCAUAGAAUUGUGCGCAGCAAAACAGAAGGGCUUGAUUCUCUUGGUAGGCCAAACAAUGAGUAACUUGUGAUGAAAUUUAGAAUUUGUGAUAACAUUAUAGUUUGAUUUUGCUUUCAUAGAAAUAGGAAAACUACAAAAGGUGCAAAGGAUUGUAUAUGGAGAUUGUUGAUUUUAGUAAGUUUAUUUCAAGAGUUAAGUUAAGUGGUAAGGGGGAGGAUUCUUGUACUUAAAAAACCAUGUGAAAUAUUAUUUGCUUUUCCCCCCUUUAGUUUUUAUCUUGAGAUUUUGCUUUGUAUAAUCAAUCUCCUCUUUAACUUGCUGCAUCCUCAUUGUAGUUGAUUUUGUUUAUGAAUAUCUAUUAGAUAAAUCUUUUGGUUCACAUACUUA